AUGAAGCCAGCAGAGAUCAGAUUGUCUCUACAGAGACCUCUGCAGCACAGAGAUCCAGGCAUGGCACCUACAGUCACUGCAACAAUGAACAGUUCUCAGGGGUAUCUGACUCUGACUCACAAGCUCAGAAAGCCUCUGGUGGAGAAGCUACGCAGAGAGAGAAUCAACAGCUGCAUUGAGCAGCUCAGGUCUCUCCUGAGUCCAGAGUUCCUCAAACAGCAGCCAGACUCCAAACUGGAGAAGGGAGACAUCCUGGAGAUGACAGUGUGCUUCCUGAGGAGACUGCAGCAGCACCACCAAGCUGUGGACUCAGCAGCUGUUGACAAGGGCUAUUCCAGGUGUGUGCAAGAGAUGGAGCACUUCCUGUCGAAGGAAGCGGUGAAGACUCAGUCCCAGAGAAAGCUGCUGAACCCCAUCAACCAGCUGCAGAACUCCUCUGAUAAAAACCUGAGAAAGGCUGACUUCUCUCCUCUGAGCUGCACAGCCCAGCCUAGCAUCACCAAAGAGUCCAGUCAACAGCGCUCCCUGGAGGCCGUGAUAGACACCUACAGACUGGAGUCGCAACCUCACUAAACACGAGGGUCAUAUUGGCCAGAAAUUACAGAACUGAAUUCUUUAAAAACUUAAAGACUUGUUCUUCUGUGUGUACAGAAGGUUUUAGUUUGCUUUGUAAAGUAAAGGCAGAAAACAUCCCGUCAUGCCACAGUCGAGCUGAAAGACCACAUUGGUUGAAGAUUACAGGAACUUUUUCUUCUGUGUGUACAGAAGGUUUUUGUAAAAAAAAAAAAAAAUUCAUUAAAAAAAAUGUUUCAUAUGGAAAGAAUGAAAUGAGGACAGGCUAUCUUUCACGUUAAGAAAGAACAUUAGUCAUUGGUGUGCCGAUGAAAUCAAAAUUGCUUAAACAGCUACUGCUUACUGGCAAUGUAUGAAAAACUGUACACCAUACUGUGGUGAUAUAUUUUAAAUGAAGUUUGUUACUUCCUGAAUUUUAUCAUUUUGAUAAGACAUGAUUAUUUGACUUUAGUUGAGACAUUUUUCCCUAAACUAACUGUAAUCGCUUUGAUUACCCAGCAUUGUUCUGUUAUCAGAGCCAAAUUAUUAUUCUCCUUAAUCUAAGAGGAUUAUUUACGUGACACUGUUUAGACUGUAAAGUCUGUGGAUUUUGAUAAACCUGUUUAUAUGAUUUUGUGAUCAUUUUAAUGUGAUCUGUUUUCUGUCUUUGCCCUUGUUAUAAAGUGCAGUUUGUGCUCAUUCAGGAGAUUAUUUUAUUAUGAUUGUGUCUUUUUUAAAGACAAUUGGUGCCCCACUCAUUUUGAGUACAGUAUCACGGUGAUGUUACCAAGUCAUGCAUCAUCAUUUAUUUGU
This is a messenger RNA of Archocentrus centrarchus (flier cichlid), 1365 nucleotides long. Its product is annotated as protein deadpan-like. NCBI's taxonomy places the organism in Eukaryota, Metazoa, Chordata, Actinopteri, Cichliformes, Cichlidae. Bases 1 to 573 code for a protein of 190 amino acids. The transcript has 2 exons. Gene Ontology annotation, molecular function: protein dimerization activity. The record is from RefSeq and is a predicted model, not a curated record.